UAUUACUAAAAGGGCAAAACCCUUCACCGCCGCUUGGAUCCUCCUCUCUCUCCCUCUCUCUCACUUUCUUAUCGUCUUCCUAUACCCUUUGUCGGAGGAAGAACCCUAGAAAUCGAAAUAACAAGAUGAAUAGGGAGAAGUUAAUGAAGAUGGCUAACACUGUCCGCACUGGCGGAAAGGGAACAGUAAGAAGAAAGAAGAAGGCAGUUCACAAGACGAACACCACCGAUGACAAGAAGCUACAGAGCACUCUUAAGAGAGUUGGAGUCAACUCCAUUCCCGGGAUCGAGGAAGUUAACAUCUUUAAGGAUGAUGUUGUCAUUCAGUUCAUUAACCCUAAGGUUCAAGCCUCUGUUGCUGCUAACACAUGGGCUGUGAGCGGUACCCCACAGACCAAGAAAUUGCAAGACAUACUUCCUCAGAUUAUCAGCCAACUCGGGACUGAUAACUUGGAAAACCUGAAGAAGCUAGCUGAGCAGUUCCAGAAACAGCCACCAGGUGGAGCUGAUAUUCCAGCAACUAUCCAAGAAGAGGACGACGAUGAUGACGUCCCUGAUCUUGUCGUGGGAGAGACGUUCGAGACUCCAGCUGCUGAAGAAGCUGCUCAGCCCAAAGCUGCUGCUUCUUAAGAGGAAGAAUAAGAAGAGCUCACACCCCUCCACCUUUUUUUGAGCACCUUUCAGAUUCUUGUUUUCUCUUAAAUCUUUUUUGCGAACAGAAAGACUGAUGUUUUUGUUUAUUAUCACUUGUCCAGACACCAAUGAUCCUUUUAUUAAGGUUAGAUCGGUUUCUA
Messenger RNA from Raphanus sativus (radish), 793 nucleotides. RefSeq names its product nascent polypeptide-associated complex subunit beta. Lineage: Eukaryota; Viridiplantae; Streptophyta; Magnoliopsida; Brassicales; Brassicaceae. The record is from RefSeq and is a predicted model, not a curated record. Bases 126 to 629 code for a protein of 167 amino acids. The transcript has 6 exons. Gene Ontology annotation, cellular component: nascent polypeptide-associated complex; cytosol.